Castor canadensis (American beaver) is the source of this 3273-nucleotide messenger RNA. It is a transcript of the gene Cdkl2, whose product is annotated as cyclin dependent kinase like 2. Gene Ontology annotation, molecular function: ATP binding; protein serine/threonine kinase activity. NCBI's taxonomy places the organism in Eukaryota, Metazoa, Chordata, Mammalia, Rodentia, Castoridae. Gene Ontology annotation, cellular component: nucleus. Gene Ontology annotation, biological process: protein phosphorylation. The record is from RefSeq and is a predicted model, not a curated record.
GCUAUUUGGAGCGGUGCUGCCAGGGAGACUCGAGGGACCCGGUGGCUUCCGAGCUGGGAAGCACUGCCCUUUGGUCCCAGCUUAUUUCUCUACCGGCCUUGGCUUUGACAGUUGUUGGUGUUGGUGACUGCAGUGGACGCAUUCGGGCUUGGGUCUCUGGGGGCCGUGCCUAUGGCUGGGGACAGAGUGAGGCCGUUGCCUUGACGACGACAGCAUGCGGCCCGCGGUCCUCGGAAGUGUGAGCUUGCGGAGGGCGGAGGCCCGUCUGCCUCCCCGCCUGCUUGACCUAGGACCCGUCACUGCGUCUGCAGAAGAAAUCACAGCCCUGGGGUUGGUAGUUUGCUAGUCGGCGUCUUUCAGACCAGCUGGCGACAUGCAUUUCACCUUAAAUUUGUUUCCAAGUUGAAAACCUUUGGAUUUUUCCAGGUGGAAGGAUUUGAAGAAACACAAGAAAAAUUCUUACUGGUUUUAAAUUAAAAUGGAAAAAUAUGAGAAUCUAGGAUUGGUUGGAGAAGGGAGUUAUGGAAUGGUGAUGAAGUGUAGGAAUAAAGAUAGUGGAAGAAUUGUGGCCAUCAAGAAAUUCUUAGAAAGUGAUGAUGACAAAAUGGUUAAAAAAAUCGCUAUGCGAGAAAUCAAGUUACUAAAGCAACUGAGACAUGAAAAUUUGGUGAAUUUGUUGGAAGUGUGUAAGAAGAAAAAACGAUGGUACCUAGUCUUUGAAUUUGUUGACCACACAAUUCUUGAUGACUUGGAACUCUUUCCAAAGGGACUAGACUACCAAGUAGUUCAAAAAUAUUUGUUUCAAAUUAUUAAUGGAAUUGGAUUUUGUCACAGUCAUAAUAUCAUACACAGAGAUAUAAAGCCAGAGAAUGUAUUAGUCUCCCAGUCUGGUGUUGUCAAGUUAUGUGACUUUGGAUUUGCAAGAACGUUGGCAGCUCCUGGGGAAGUUUAUACUGAUUAUGUGGCCACCCGAUGGUACAGAGCUCCAGAACUAUUGGUUGGUGAUGUCAAGUAUGGCAAGGCUGUUGAUGUGUGGGCCAUUGGUUGUCUGAUAACUGAAAUGCUCAUGGGGGAGGCCCUAUUUCCUGGAGAGUCUGAUAUUGAUCAGCUAUAUCAUAUUAUGAUGUGUUUAGGUAAUUUAAUUCCAAGACAUCAGGAGCUGUUUUAUAAAAAUCCUGUGUUUGCUGGAGUAAGAUUGCCUGAAAUCAAGGAAACAGCACCUCUUGAGAAACGCUACCCUCAGCUCUCUGAAGUUGUGAUAAAUUUAGCAAAGAAAUGCUUACAUGUUGAUCCAGACAAAAGGCCUGUCUGUGCUGAGCUCCUACAACAUGAUUUCUUUCAGAUGGAUGGGUUUGCUGAGAGAUUUUCUCAGGAACUACAGUUAAAAAUACAGAAAGAUGCCAGGAAUACUUCUUUAACUAAAAAAUCCCAAAACAGAAAGAAGGAAAAGGAAAAAGAUGAUUCCUUAGGUGAAGAAAGAAAAAUGCUUGUGGUACAGGAUACCAAUGCUGAUCCCAAAAUUAAGGAUUCUAAAGUAAUUAAAAUAAAAGGGUCAAAAAUUGAUAGAGAGAAAGUUGAAAAAGGCAGAGCUUCAAAUUCUGGCUGUCUCUGUGACAGUGAGACAAGCCACACCAAAGCAGUGUCUUCCACAAGCCUCAGAGACAGCAGCAAUACGCACAUGGAUCACACCAGGAGUCCAGUUACGGCAAUUCCUCCACUUACACACAGUCUUUCUGCAGUUGCGCCCGGUAUUAUUUCUGGAGUAGGAACUAUCCCAGUUCAGAGUUACAGAGUGGAUGAGAAAACUAAGAAGUAUUGUAUUCCAUUUGUUAAACCAAAUAAACAUUCUCCAUCAGGAAUGUGUAAUAUUAACUUGACCACAUCAGUCUCUACUGAAAAGAGCCUCCUUCAGGCAAAUAAGAAGGGAAGGGAGUGUGCCAAGGCGGAUGUCCGCUUGCCUGAACUAAACUAUAACCAUCUCCCUGAACUGAAAGCCUUGGAAGGCAUAGCUCGAAGUUCUAGGCUAAUAAAGAAAGAGAACAAAACUGUUUUAGAAUCUCGAAUUCCUUCUCUGGCUGCUAUCGACCUGCACGCCCCCAGUAUUGCCUUGCAUCAGGCAUCAGGAUCUCCCCUGUCAGAUCAUUCAGAGACUGAUUUGCCUCGGAUGGAGCACCAGCACGGAGAAUCAUUUUGAUUCUGAACAGGAUGCUGCUCUCACCCUUGAGAUAAUGUCCUCUUGCAACAGGAGUGCUGAUAUGCUAGGAGGAGAUACCGUGGUUUUGAUGGUUUCCUUUUCAACUGCCUUUGUUUUAAGAAAAGCCUUGCAGAAGAAGAAAGAUGAAGAUUUCAAAAUGUUUCAAAGGACAAUUGAACAAGGCUGCCCCCCAGCCCCACCAACCAGGCUCCCUCAAUUGUUAUCCCAUUGCAUUUCUAAUCUACUGAUGCUGUUUCAAGAUAUGUCCAAUGAAAGAAUAGAGAUAGGAUUCUUGUUACAUGAGUGUGUAUUUGCUGCUAGUAGAUUGUAUAUUUAAAGUUAUCCAAGAUUAAAAGUUGUAAAUGAAAGGGAGUUAAACAUUGUAAAAGGUCAUGUUAUUCAUGCAUUGAACUUUGUGUGUUAUCUGUAUAAAUGUUUACAGUUGAGGAGAAUGAAUAAAGAAACUAGGAUCCAUAAGAGAAAAUGUUUUAUUUACCUUAACCAUAAAAAUACAUUUAAAGAGCUUGUUUCUAGGCAUUAAGGUGAUUUGUAACUGCUGUCCAUGGUAGAUGUGUAUCUUUGGUUUCUGUGAUUAUUAUUAAUGCUCAAUCUGUGUAUUGUGGGAACCUAGUCUCUCUGCCGAUCUUCUACGAACCACAGUAAUGCAGAUCUGGCAGAGAAACCCUUUAUUUCUAAUGACUUAGUACAACACUGGCAUUGAGUAGUUCUCUGUAUUGUAAGAUUCUGGUGCUAAUGUGAAGGAACAUGAAUGGAACAAGAGUAGAGAAGGAUACCUUGGAGUUGAGCCCUGUGUUGCUCAUUGACAAAAGGGGUAUAUGUACGAAAUAGGAGAGGGGAAGCAGGGCUACCUAUUAAUUGGGCUGGUUACUCUUCUCUGGGCCAAAUGCUAUUAAUCACCUCGCUGAAGAGGCUUUGGGGAAGGGUCAUCUGUUAUUAUGGACUCCAGUCUUGUGCACUGGUAGUUUUCGAAUGAUAAUGUUCAGAAGCUUUUCACCAAGGUGCAAAAUCCCACACGUGUUUUCUAGUGCAUAGGUCCUCAACUUUUUAGGUGGGAGGUU